UCGACGUCUCCCCGCAGUCCCUUCUUUCCACCCGUCGCAGCUUCGAAACAGGCACAAGCGCACUGACUGCACCGAUAUCCCGGAACAAUUUGAGCACGGCACCAAGACUUCCCUCUCCCUCUUCUUGCUGCCGGCCAGCAGCCCACCCCUGCUCUUGCGAUGCUCCUCCUCGACUACCAGAAUGUCCUCAUACAAUCCCUCCUGACCGAACGCUUCUCCGGCGCCCCUCCGACCUCAAUUGACCAGGUCGUCUCGGACUUUGACGGCGUCGCAUUCCACAUCUCUACCCCUACGAGCAAAACGCAGAUACUCAUCUCCCUCUCCAUCAAAUGCUACCGCGAGUUGUUGCAGUAUGGCGCCGAGCAGGUCCUGCAGAGAGAGUAUGGGAACUACAUCACGAACACGGAGGCGGGCUAUGACUUCAGCAUUUUGGUCGAUCUCGACAAUCUGCCGCCGACGGCGGAGGAGAAGGAGGAGCUGGUGAGGAGGAUCAGUCUGCUCAAGAGGAACGUCAUGGCGGCGCCCUUUGAGAAGGCGUUUGACGAGUUCGCCCAAUUGGCCGAAGAAGCGAGCAAGUAUACGUCUGAAUCCGCCCCGCAGGGCGUCAAGGAAGGGGGCGAGGUGAUGGCGAUCCAUUACCGUGAGGAAGAAGCCAUCUAUAUCAAGGCCAGCCACGAUCGGGUCACGGUCAUAUUCUCGACCAUGUUCACGGAUGCCGUGGAUAGGAUCUUCGCAAAGGUGUUCUUGCAGGAGUUUGUGGACGCCCGACGGAGAGCCAUCCAGAACGCGCCGCAGGUGCUGUUCCGGAGCGAUCCGCCACUGGAGCUGCAGGGCUUGAGGGAAGUUGGGAAGACGGGCGAGAAGGGUGAAAUGGGCUUCAUCACAUUCGUAUUGUUCCCUCGACACCUCACCCGACAGCGCCGGGACGAGGUCAUCUCCCACAUCCAGACCUUCCGCGACUAUUUCCACUACCACAUCAAAGCCUCCAAGGCGUACAUCCACUCAAGAAUGAGACGUCGAACCGCAGAUUUCUUGCAGGUUCUCAAUCGUGCAAGACCGGAAACCGAAGAACGCGAGAGGAAGACAGCUAGUGGUCGGACGUUCAGAGUGCAAGGGUAAAACUCUUUCAAGCCUACGACCGGGGGUAUGACAUGACGCCGGAUGAGUAUGAUCGGAAAAUUGGCCUUCAGACGGCAUUCCUUGAACUAGAUCAUAUCUAGACUUUUUGGCAUCCAAAAGGCCUUGCAGGCCAUUUGCACAUCCGUACCUCCUGACUUGCUACUACUCUUGAUAUGUUUCGUGCGACUUGCUAUACAGUAGUCAUGACGCUAGCAUUGGAAUACCACGCCAACAUGGGGUUCUCUCCA
This is a messenger RNA of Cladophialophora immunda, 1367 nucleotides long. RefSeq lists its product as uncharacterized. The transcript is spliced from 3 exons. Gene Ontology annotation, cellular component: actin cytoskeleton; Arp2/3 protein complex. Gene Ontology annotation, biological process: actin filament polymerization; Arp2/3 complex-mediated actin nucleation. NCBI's taxonomy places the organism in Eukaryota, Fungi, Ascomycota, Eurotiomycetes, Chaetothyriales, Herpotrichiellaceae. Bases 160 to 1119 code for a protein of 319 amino acids. Gene Ontology annotation, molecular function: actin filament binding; structural constituent of cytoskeleton. The record is from RefSeq and is a predicted model, not a curated record.